This is a messenger RNA of Stegodyphus dumicola, 2461 nucleotides long. RefSeq names its product LIM/homeobox protein Lhx1-like. Gene Ontology annotation, molecular function: DNA-binding transcription factor activity, RNA polymerase II-specific; zinc ion binding; RNA polymerase II transcription regulatory region sequence-specific DNA binding. Gene Ontology annotation, biological process: neuron differentiation; regulation of transcription by RNA polymerase II. NCBI's taxonomy places the organism in Eukaryota, Metazoa, Arthropoda, Arachnida, Araneae, Eresidae. The record is from RefSeq and is a predicted model, not a curated record. Gene Ontology annotation, cellular component: nucleus.
GAACCGACGGUCAAAAGAAAGACGGAUGAAGCAGCUGAGCAGUCUCGGGGCCAGGAGACACUUCUUCCGAAACCCCAGGAGGGCGAUGAGACCUCUUAGGGCCGGACUCAUGGAAGAGGGAAUACCUCAUAAUGCAACUUUCGCAUACUUUUCAGAUUCAAACAGUCCGAAUGACUUCAACUAUGGGCCUCAUCCGGGAUUUUACGACUAUUUCCCGGGACAUCAUCCACAAGGUGGAAUAGCAGAUUUUCCUGGCACAGUACCUAUCGGUCCACCAGGAAAUUCCUUGGAACAUCCAAAUUCUAUAAAUAAUGGCGUGACAAAUCUGACGACAGAUGGCUCUUAUGUCAACACACCACCGGAUUGCCUAGGAUCAAGGUCAAGUCCAGAGAAUGUUUUGGGUGCUAUGUCGGAAAACAGUUACGCUUCUGCAGGAAGACCACAACCGCAACAGGAUGGCGGCCCUGCGUUUUCUCCCUUUAUGUCAAAUCACGUUCCAGCUCAUAUAGGUGAAACCAGAGUCUGGUGACAGUUAAAUGCUUGACAAUGAAUCCUAACUAUCUCUCGUAUACUUUUCCCGUCUCCUGAAUGUUGGCAGUGUUGUUCACUUUAUUUAUUACAAGACUGUGGCUGCCAAAGUUACAAGGCAUUACAUACAAGUACUAAUGUAGCAAAUAAACACUUUUUGUUCCGUUGAAUGGCAACAUAGAAUGGACUAAGGAAUCUGUGAUUUUUAGAUAUAUUUGAAAAGCAAAUACUUUGGCAAAGCAGCUGUUAGAAAUGACACAAUCGAAAAGGAUUAUCUCAUUGAUUCUUGUGUUCUAAACCACACAUUUUAAAGAAUGUGUCCAAGAACGCCACUGAAAAAUGGCUUCAGUUUUGACUUCAUAUGUAUAUAGAUAUUGUAUAAAUGUUCUCGAGAUGAAUUUUAAAACAAAUAUGAGUGUUUUCGUUUUUUACGUUUGAAAAGGGCAUUAGUUUCAAUAUUUUAUCAUAAAAAUAUUUAUUAUUUAACGUAUUAAGGAAAAAUAAAGCAUAAUGUUAUAAUUUAGUCAAAAUAAACACAUAUCACGCUUAAAACUGUGAAAUCUAUAUAAAAAUGUUUAAAUUUGUAUACAUCUAUGUUAUCAAUGCUUUCAAUAAAUCAAAUAUCUCAACGUAAAAAUUUAGCAUUACUUCCAAAAUCGCAGAUAAGAGACUAAAUAUUCUCAAUAAAGAAACUGAUGCACUGAAAUUAACAGAAGUAAGUUAUCAGUUUAUCUUAAAAACUUAUUGAUUGGUGAAUAACUGCAAAUGUGCGCUGCAAUUUUAUGGAAGUAAGCAUAAAAAUUAUGUAACAUUUCCCUUUUACAAACAGAUAAUAAAUACUUCAGUCUUUCUUUUCGUUAUCAAGUUUAAACACUUUUAAAGAAGUUCGCAUCUUUAGAGUUAAUUGCAACACUGAAAGUGAUUUAAUAUUGUUGUUAAACUACAGAAUUUUCGAAAGGAUGCAUAUAAUUAACUCCACAGGAUGUCCUUAAAAUAACGACAGGAUUUUGUGAAAACUUAAUAGUAAUAAAUAUACAUUAAUAAUGAGAAUUAUACAACACUGCUCUAAAUACUUUUGUUACUAUUAUUAGUUAACAUAGAUUUUGAAAGGUAUCACAGUGAUUCCUUGUGUGUGCCAUUCACAAAAUGGCAUACAUCGAAAUAUUCACUUUUGGUGAAGAUUUAAAGAAGAUUAUCAAUUGAAGGCUUGAAGAUGCUGCAACCAUGGGCGAAGCCAGGAUCGGAGCUAGGGGGAUGCAAACGAUCAAAGACCGAGAAAACGAAACUAUGACAUGACGAAUUCGUCAGUGGUAGAGUAGAUAAAUUUGCUGAGCACCAGUAAUUGCUGAGCACUUUUAAACUUCCUUGAUCCUUGAUCCAUGUACAAGCGUUUUUCGAACAGAUUAAACGAAUUAUUAUACUUUACAGCGUUCGUUUCUUUAAUUAUUUAACACAAAGUAUUUUGUGAAAUUUAAAACACCAUAAUGACUCGAAUUAGGAAAGAGUUUUGCAAUAAUUUCCUUUCCCCUUGUCAUUAAUCCAAGAAAGAGAUCUGGAAGUUGCAAAUGUCAUCGUCACAAAGAAGUCUGUCGUUAGUUCCCAGAGUACUAAAAAUUAUACUUAGACCGGACAAAAGAGGGAACGCUUGUCUAUAAGAAAACUCUUGGAAUUACGACCAGUUGCAAUUACAAUCAGACAUCCGUUACUUAUUUAUAUCGUUUAAGGUGAAUGUAAGCAAAAGGAUGUUCCAAGGCUAGGUGGCCUUAUUUGUAUGACCGGCUGUGAAAAUCUUUGGAGUUGGGGAAAAAAAUUAAAGUAAUUCGGCUACGAUUCUACAGAAGACCGGGGGGGGAAGAGACCUUAAAAAGCAAUAUAAGAAACAGAAAAAAAAGUUUCACUAACUUGUUAGUCUGAAAAAAAAAAAAAAAAAAAA